CCCGUUCGUUUCCUCAGCGCCGCCACCACACACUCAGCGCCCGAUACCCAUCACCAGCCCCGAGUCGCUGCUUUGCCUCCCCGCCAUGGCCACCUCUGCUUCCUCCCCUCCGUCGCCGGCCGGUCACCAGCAAGGGCCCGCAACCGCAACCGCGCCCAUGGUCGCUGUUGCCUCGUGCCUCCUCGCGCGCACCCAUAGAGCUUCGCCGCGCCACCUCGCUCAUGUCUUGCCGGCUUCCUCCGCCUCUGAACUCGUCGGCCGUCGCGCCUCCAGCCGCCAGCACCCCUCUGCCGCAGGCCCCGUGCUCCCUCCGCUCGUCUAUUCCUCGCCCUCGCCGCACUUCGCGGGUAGCCGCACCGCACUGGACCAGCGCGCCACCAGGUGCAGCCAUGGGCACCGUUUUCCUCAAGCAACAGCCGCCGUUCGGCCUCGGGCCGGUAAGAUCCUGCAACCCCACGUCGAGGUCGCCGUUCCCGGCCUUCCCCUCACCCGUCAUCGCCGCAUCCGACGGGAGCUGGCCAGAGGCCGCCCCUUCUCGCGUCAGCCUCCUCUGCAUUGAGCGCCGCUGCCUCCGCCCCGUGCCGUUGACCUCCUAUAGCCUCUUGUUUGUUGUGUGCAUCGCUGCCCACGACUCCGGUAGCACCUUCGGGUCCUCCUUCGUCGAAGGGCACUCCCCAACAUCGUUUCUUCGUUUUGGAUCAUGCCAAGUCCGACUACGACCUGAACGACUACACGAUGACCCCGAAGAACAUGGAUUCGUCAAGUUCUCUUUGACAUGAGUACCACUACCGCCGCCCGAACAACUACAAACCGAAAUGCCAUGUUCCUCUCCGAACGUGUACGACUACCGAUGAGUACCUCUACCGAUGUCGUGUAGCACUACUUUCGUCUGCACUGCAUCAAACUCGUCCGCCCCGAAUUGCACGCUUCGAAGGUAUAAACCCGAGACAACGCCGAACAAAUACAUAUGUGUUGUAUGAGAUGUUCGUGUUUGCACCAUGUUUGAGUUGUCGUUGCCAUGCCUUCGACCCGUGGGAACCCAGUAAUCGGGACCAGCCCACCAUCUUUUGCAUGUUUCGUACAUUCGUACUUUUUUUUGCACUGACAUCUCGACGAGUUGUCAGAGCAUCGAAAUGUUGUUGUGGCACCAUUUUCGUUGUCGUUGUCGUGGCACCCCUUUUGUUUUGACAUGAUGAUCAAAUGCUUCAUAACAUGCACAUGUCAACAUUUUUAUAAAAUUGCAUAACUUUCAUAUGUCAUCUGCAUCAUGAUAACACCAUUUAAAAUGUUUAAAAAUGAUGUUUGCAUUAAAUUGCGAAAUGACAUGUGGUGAUUUACUGGAAUCGUUGUUUGUUGUUUCCGCCCUCAUUUAAACUUGCCUAGAUAGGUAGUUUAAUUAUGAUUCACUUCUUGCUAUGUUAACCAACGUUUAGUAUUGUUGAGUACCUAAACAAGAGCGAACUAAAUACUUGGAUGUGGUGUUUCGUUAAUAUGCAA
Molecule: messenger RNA, 1497 nt
Organism: Triticum dicoccoides
Lineage: Eukaryota; Viridiplantae; Streptophyta; Magnoliopsida; Poales; Poaceae
Exons: 2
Coding region: 222-779 (185 amino acids)
Source: RefSeq, a predicted model, not a curated record